AUGAGUAAAAUACUCAGUAGACGUAUCAUCUGCUUAAACGUCUUAGCUUUAAUGCUACUGCAGAGGAAUCUUUUUUGUUUAAAACUGAAGAAUAAGAAGAAUUUAAUAAACAGGUUUGUAAUUGCAAAGGGGAUGGGAAAGUAUAAUUUUAUUUAUUCAUCAUCAGUGGUAAGUAAAAAAAGAAACAACCACUUGUACGAUUUUGAAAGAAGUGUAGAUAAGGUAACAGGUCAUUUUAUGAAGGAUAAAGAAUUAUUUUUAGAGGUUGAUAAAAAACAAAAAAUUAUAGAAGAAAUUGAAAAAAUGAAAAUUCUUGAAUAUGAUCAUGUUAAGAAUUAUUUAGAUACACUUAGCGAAAAUGAUGUAUAUGAAGAAGUAAUUAAUCAUAAAAUUUACCUGUACAGAAAAAAUAAUGAAAAAGAGAAACAAAAUAAUUUAAUUAAAGUACAGAAUUUUUUAAAUCCAUAUAUUAUAGGUUUACGAAAAAAAAAAGCAAAAGAAAAAGUAGAAUACCUCAUAGCUAGCAUGUUAAAAGGUGAUAAUAUAGACCAAAUAAUAACAGAUAUGUUUAAUAAAAGAUUAAUUGAUGUAUACCUUUUAACAUUCAUUGAUGAUAAAAUAAUGGAAGCACAUACAAAACUUGUCAAAAAUGAUAAAAUCAAUUUUAAUACUAAUAAUUAUAAUAAAGAAGAGGAAGAUAUUAGCAUAUCAGAAAAAAUCCUUAGAACGUUAAAAGACAGAAUUAUAGCACAACAAAAAUUAAAUAAAAAGGGUACUUAUGAUUUUACGCGAAUAUUAUUUUUAUCAACUACUUUAGAUAUAGAAGAAGAUAGAGCACCAAUAAUUAAGUCUAUCAUUAGAAGUAUUGAGCAAUUGGAAGAAUUUGAAUUAUACUUGUUGGAUGCAUUAGAAUACGCGGAAGAAAAUGAAAAAAUGAAAAAGUAUGUACCGCAUUUGGAUCUUUUAUUGAAUACAUGUAAAAAAAUAAAUCCCAUAUACAGCCAGCUCUUAAACAAGCAGAGCGAAAAUGUUCGCUUUUUCCCCGAUAAUGUUGACCUAUCACAGUUAAAAGAUCUCUAA
Plasmodium malariae is the source of this 1080-nucleotide messenger RNA. RefSeq names its product conserved Plasmodium protein, unknown function. The coding region runs from base 1 to 1080 and encodes 359 amino acids. The transcript has a single exon. NCBI's taxonomy places the organism in Eukaryota, Apicomplexa, Aconoidasida, Haemosporida, Plasmodiidae. The record is from RefSeq and is a predicted model, not a curated record.